ACUGGCUCACAUUCAGCCUGCGACUCUGUGUUCACUGUGGGGUCAGGGGACACAAGCCAGUUGAGGAGGAGGGACCUGUAGGUGGAUUUCCAAGGAGGAAUCAACAGGGAUCCUCCACCUCCGUGCGCCUCCACACUUGGACCUCUAGUCUCCGCUAACAAACAUGAGAACCCUUCACAGUUAAAACCACUAGACACUCACUAGUGUGCUUUCGAUUUUGACUCUACCCCACCCGACCCAUAAUUGCUUGGUCAUAACAUUUUCAGGAUCUAAAGAGAGUAGUCGGUACCGGAGGAUCCAGACGCAGAAGGAGCGCGCGGAGGAAGAGCAAGGACAGCUGAGUACUGGUCCCCUGGCUGGGGCACACGCACCACGCUGCCAUGGCAUCUGGACCCAUCAUGUUGGUCCCCAUGUGUUUGGUGGAAAACAAGGAUGAGCAGAUGUCAGUGAACGAGAAAGCCUUAAAGAUUCUUUACAAGAUUUCUCAACCAGUGGUGGUUGUGGCCAUCGUUGGGCUGUAUCGCACAGGAAAAUCCUAUUUGAUGAACUGUCUUGCAAGAGAAAAGUGUGCAUCUUCAAAACAAGUAAAAGGUGAGAUGCAGCCACAGUCCUUUAUGAGGGCUUAUAAAGGUGAUCCUAAGAAUGACUCAUGGAUCUUUGCCCUGGCUGUGCUUCUGAGUAGCACUUUCAUCUAUAACAGCAUGAGCACUAUCAACAAUGAUGCCUUAGAGAAACUGCAUUAUGUGACAGAGUUGACAGAACUCAUCAGGGCAAAGUCUUCUCCUAAACACGGUGGAGUAGAAGAUGCCACAGAGUUUGUGAGUUUCUUUCCAGACUUUAUCUGGGUCGUACGGGAUUUCAUCCUGGAGCUGAAGUUAAAUGGUCAGCCUAUCACAGAAGAUGAGUACCUGGAGAAUUCCUUGAAGCUGAUUCCAGGUUUAAAUCCAAAAGCUAAAAUUUCCAACAUACCCAGGGAGUGUAUCAGGCGUUAUUUUCCAAAACGGAAGUGUUUUGUCUUUGACCGGCCAACACAAGACACAAGUCUCCUAGCCAAAAUUGAGAAUAUUUUGGAAAGCCAACUGGAUCCUAAAUUCCGGCAACAAUCAGAUAAUUUCUGUUAUUAUAUCUUCACCCAUGCAAAGACCAAGACCCUCAGGGAAGGAGUCAAGGUCACGGGGAACCGGUUGGGGACUCUGGUGGUGACUUACGUAGAUACCAUCAAUAAAGGAUCAGUGCCUUGUUUGGAGAACGCAGUGACAACUCUGGCCCAGCUUGAGAAUUCAGUGGCUGUGCAGAAGGCAGCUGACCACUACAGCGAGCAGAUGGGCCAGCGAGUGAUCUUUCCCACAGAUACGCUCCAGGAAUUGCUGGACCUGCAUGCAGCCUGUGAGAGGGAAGCCAUUGCAAUCUUCCUGGAGCACUCCUUCAAGGAUGACCAGAGGGAGUUUCAGAAGAAGCUCACGGAAAUCAUAAAGAAUAAGAAGGAGAGUUUAUUGCUGAAGAAUGAAGAGGCUUCUGAGAAAUAUUGCCAAUAUGUACUUGAUCAGCUUUCAAUGGCCCUAAUGGAAAGUAUUUCAGAUGGAACUUUCUCUGUUUCUGGAGGGCACCAGAACUACAGGAGAGCAAAGGAAAGGAUUGAACGGCGAUAUUGGGAAGUACCCAGAAAAGGAGUGAAGGCAAAAGAGGUCUUCCAACGGUUCCUGACGUCACAGGUAUCAAUAGAGAAAUCCAUCCUGCAGGCAGAUAAAGCCCUGACCCAAGGGGAGAAGGCCAUAGCAGAGGAGCGGGCCAAGAAGGAGCAAGCUGAGAAGGAACAGGAGUGGCUAAGACAGAAGCACAAGGAGCAGCAGCAGCAGAUUGAGGCGCAAAAUAGGAGUCUGGAGGAAAACAUAGUCCAACUGAGAAAGAAGCUGGAGAAGGACAGAGACGAGGCUCUGAGAGAACAGACAAGGAUACUGGAGCACAAGCUGAAGAUCCAAGAGGAAUUGCUUAACGAAGGAUUCAAGAAGAAAUCUGAUGAGAUGGAGGCAGAGAUAAAUCGUCUGAAAAAUUUGAUUGAAAGUACUAAAAAGGAUAAAACUCCCUGGAUUGCACGGGCCCUGGACACACUUGCUGAUGAACUCUCUGCAACCCUAGCUAUCCCUGGGAAACUAAUUGGCAAGGGUCUGAAUGCUCUGAGCUCACUGUUUAAAUAAGAUUAGUUUUCUUUAAAGAAAAUUAUAGAAUGUGCAUAUAUGCUCUACCCUAUUUUUGGUGUGUAUGGUUUUUAAUUUUACUCACAAAAGUUUUAAACAUAAAAAGUGCCUACUAGAGGAUUUUAGUGCCUAACAUACAUUGAUAGAUUGAGAGUUGGUUUUAUUCAUUUAAAUUGAAAAACAAGCAUCAAUUUAUAACAGAAGUUGGCAAAGUUGGCCUACAGGCUAAACCUAUCCUGCUGCCUGUUAUUGCAAAUAAAGUUUUAUUGAAACAUCACCGCAUGCAUUUAUUUACAUAUUGACUAUGGCUACUUUUAUACCACAACAGUAGAGUGAAGUAGUAGGAGCAAUCACUGUAUGACCCACCAAACCUAAGAGAAUUCCUUUUAGACACUUUGUAGAAAGGGUUGCCACCCUCUGUUUUAAGAGGUAGAAAAAGACCAUAUUUGCAGUUGAACAAAAAUUGCCUUUUAAAAAACAUCAAUAAUGUUACUGAAAGUCACAAAAGAAGAGAUAUAUAUUCAAGUCAAUUCUUGAUAUAGCAUGUUCACUUUUAGGAAAUACACAUGCAUAAUUAUAUUAUACAA
Myotis davidii is the source of this 2782-nucleotide messenger RNA. RefSeq names its product guanylate-binding protein 6-like. Lineage: Eukaryota; Metazoa; Chordata; Mammalia; Chiroptera; Vespertilionidae. Gene Ontology annotation, molecular function: GTP binding; GTPase activity. Bases 381 to 2195 code for a protein of 604 amino acids. The record is from RefSeq and is a predicted model, not a curated record. The transcript has 11 exons. Gene Ontology annotation, biological process: defense response to protozoan; defense response to Gram-positive bacterium.